Brenthis ino (lesser marbled fritillary) is the source of this 1095-nucleotide messenger RNA. NCBI's taxonomy places the organism in Eukaryota, Metazoa, Arthropoda, Insecta, Lepidoptera, Nymphalidae. The record is from the annotation of a GenBank genome assembly.
AUGAAUGAUUCCGAGGAGGAAUGCACAUGUACUGGGGACUACAAGAAUUUGAGGCGUGUGUCCAAAUUACUCCUUUUCAAUAAAUCGUUUCAUUCCGUAACGGACAAGAGAUCUCAGAAUCACGAUUGUGGUGAGAACAGUAUGAAAAUAGUAACUGAAAAGAAAAUAGAAGACGACGCUUCAGAGUCUUCUAGUGGAGAAAAUGUAGAUAUAGAAGAUAAAUCUCUACCUAUAGUCGAGUCAGCGCUAGAGACUCCAGCAGAGGCCCAUUCAGCACAAUGUUCAUGUCCGAACUGUGAUGAAGUAUUGUCUAGGUUUUCCGAAUGCAGUAUUUGCUUGGAACCUUUACAGUGUUGCGGCCCUUGUGUAUGUCCUUGGUGUGGAGGUGUGUGGUGUGCGAGAUGUUCUAGACGUAUGUCACGGUGCGCCUGGUGCAGAGGCGCUCUAAGAGCUCCAGCCGCACCGUGUCUCGCUUUACAGAGACUGGUCAAUGAUCUGAUGCUACCGUGUCGGAAUUAUAGACGAGGCUGCACCGAACUUCUAACAGCAACUAUUAGAUCGAAGCACGAAGAAGAAUGCAAAUACGACACAAUGAUUUGCCCAAUCACAUCUACCUGUUGCACAGUACCCUUCGAAGAACUGUCUGCGCAUCUCCAAUCAAAUCACAACAUCAUAGCAGUCUACUCUCAAAAAAUCAAAAUCCUAAUAGAAAACUUCCAGACAAAACUUAAGAAGACCGCUUGCUGUAGAACCAAAUACAAAAUAAUUUUGCUCUAUCAAAAAAGCGCGUUUAUCAUCAAAGUAUGUAUAUACAACUAUCACGUAAAAGUUGAAGUUAUGAGACGAAAACUUGGUUAUAUAGCUGAUGUGAAGUCAGAGUCUAAGAAAAGCGAUUAUUGCGCCCUGAUAGAGUUUCAAAGUAAGGCACUGUGUACUAAAUCUGCUAUUCUCAUUGAAAACGAAGCGUACAGUAAGAAAGCUGAAGUUCAAUGGAACGAUGUUAUACUAAAAUCUGAAAACGAUGAAGCUAUAACCAUACACGUAAAUAUAGGCAAAACUGAUGCAGAGCCACUACGAAAGGAAUUUCAUGAAUCA